Melopsittacus undulatus (budgerigar) is the source of this 2081-nucleotide messenger RNA. It is a transcript of the gene ALDH2, whose product is annotated as aldehyde dehydrogenase 2 family member. The transcript has 13 exons. The record is from RefSeq and is a predicted model, not a curated record. Gene Ontology annotation, molecular function: aldehyde dehydrogenase (NAD+) activity. NCBI's taxonomy places the organism in Eukaryota, Metazoa, Chordata, Aves, Psittaciformes, Psittaculidae. Bases 57 to 1622 code for a protein of 521 amino acids.
GGGCGGUCCCGGAGGAGGGGGCUCCGCGGCCGGCGCAGCGGGCAGCGCAGCACAGCAUGUUGCGGGCAGCGGUGCGCGUCUCCCGGCUCUGCCGCGGCCCGGCCGCGCUCCGUGCGCCCUUCUCGGCCGCCGCUUCCCCCAUCCCGGCGCCCAACCCGAGCCCCGACAUCGCCUGCAACAAGAUUUUCAUCAACAACGAGUGGCACGAUGCGGUCAGUAAGAAAACCUUCCCGACGGUCAACCCGGCAACAGGAGAAGUCAUCUGCCAGGUUGCAGAAGGGGAUAAGGCAGAUGUGGACAAGGCCGUUAAGGCAGCCAGGGCAGCUUUCCAGCUGGGCUCGCCCUGGAGGAGGAUGGAUGCUUCUCACCGGGGGAAGCUGCUGAACCGUCUUGCUGACCUGAUCGAGAGGGACCGGGCGUACCUGGCGGCACUGGAAACUCUGGAUAAUGGCAAGCCGUACUCCAUCUCCUACCUGGUGGAUCUGGACAUGGUAGUCAAAUGUCUCAGAUACUUUGCAGGCUGGUCAGAUAAAUUCCAUGGCAAAACCAUCCCCUUAGACGGAGACUUCUUCUGUUACACAAGACACGAGCCAGUGGGAGUUUGUGGACAGAUAAUCCCGUGGAACUUCCCGCUGUUGAUGCAAGCAUGGAAACUUGGGCCUGCCCUGGCCACUGGGAAUGUGGUAGUGAUGAAAGUGGCAGAGCAAACCCCUCUGAGUGCUCUCUACGUGGCCAAUCUGAUCAAAGAGGCUGGAUUCCCACCAGGAGUGGUGAACAUCAUCCCUGGCUAUGGGCCCACUGCAGGGGCUGCCAUCUCCUCCCACAUGGAUGUAGAUAAAGUGGCCUUCACCGGCUCCACAGAGGUUGGGCACCUGGUCCAGAAGGCUGCAGCAGAGAGUAACCUGAAGAGGGUGACACUGGAGCUCGGAGGAAAGAGUCCAAACAUAAUCAUGUCUGACGCAGACAUGGACUGGGCUGUGGAUCAAGCCCACUUUGCCCUCUUCUUCAACCAAGGGCAGUGCUGCUGUGCCGGAUCCCGGACAUAUGUCCAGGAGGAUAUUUAUCAGGAGUUUGUGGAGAGGAGCGUUGAGAAGGCCAAGAACAGGGUGGUUGGAAACCCCUUUGACUUUAAAACUGAACAGGGGCCUCAGGUAGAUGAAGAGCAGUUUAAGAAGAUCCUUGGGUACAUUCAUACUGGGAAGCAGGAAGGAGCCAAACUGCUGUGUGGUGGCAACCCCGCUGCAGACAGAGGCUAUUUCAUCCAGCCAACUGUCUUUGGUGACGUGCAGGACAACAUGACGAUUGCCAGGGAGGAGAUAUUUGGGCCUGUCAUGCAGAUUCUGAAAUUCAAAACUAUUGAGGAAGUAAUCGAGAGAGCAAAUGACUCCAAGUAUGGCCUAGCAGCAGCCGUCUUCACAAAGGAUCUUGACAAAGCAAACUAUGUGUCACAUGGCCUGCGGGCUGGAACAGUUUGGGUAAACUGCUAUGAUGUGUUUGGUGCCCAAGCCCCCUUUGGUGGCUACAAAGCCUCUGGGAAUGGGCGAGAGCUGGGAGAAUACGGCCUGGAGGCUUAUGUAGAGGUGAAAAACGUGACGAUCAAAGUUCCACAGAAGAACUCCUAAAGGAGAGCAUUCGGGAACGUCGGCGCUGCUCCGGGGGAUACAGAGCAAGGAAACCUCUUCUUAACACAUGCAAAGUAUAGGUGGAAAGCCUUUAACUCUGCAUUAAGAAUUGUCUCAUUAGAAGGUGCCUGAAGGAGCUUUUCUUAUAAACUCUACUUGGCUUUAUCUUUUUAAAGUACCAAAUACAGCCCCUGGAGCCCUAAUGCAUUACAUGGGGGUACUCUUGGUGCAUCAGUACCUGAUGGAGAUGAUGUUCUUUCCAGGACUCAUUUCAAUGCUUGUCUGCAGUAGGUUUGUAGGAACUCUUUAUGGGCUUACACAGCUCUGCCCCUGUUCUGUGCACUCAUCUAUGUCCUGAACUGGGAGCUGUGGGACCCAGCUGAGCCUCAACCUGAGGUAAAUGCUUGUUCUUGCUGCUCUCAUUGUUAUCUCCUCCCAAUAAACACUUAGUGAAGUUAA